Necator americanus (New World hookworm) is the source of this 396-nucleotide messenger RNA. RefSeq lists its product as uncharacterized. Lineage: Eukaryota; Metazoa; Nematoda; Chromadorea; Rhabditida; Ancylostomatidae. The transcript has a single exon. The record is from RefSeq and is a predicted model, not a curated record. The coding region runs from base 1 to 396 and encodes 131 amino acids.
AUGGCUCUGCUCGUCUCCCUAAUCGUCGUAAAGAAACGACGUGGGAACCACAUUACUCCUACGAAGUACGUUAUAACGCGCCUCAAUGCACACGUUCCGGUCCCCUCACCAGCCUAUUCGUUUGUUUUACCUCAAUAUGCUGGAGAGGAGACGUCAUCAAUCUUCGAUUGCUCAUACGUGAAUGCGACUCGUGCACAAGGGUGGCGCGUUGCAACCGAAAUCGUCCUUCAAGCCGUUUUUUACGACGAUCAAGGAGAAAUGAGCAGAACCACACCGGAUUACCCCAUCACGUCAGAUUCAUGGUAUGCUGCCUUCAAACGUUCCUUCUUCGUUUCUCCUUCAGUUCGUUAUCCAUGCUUACUUCAACCUAGCAAAACCCGACCAGUCCAGCAGUAA